Molecule: messenger RNA, 2689 nt
Organism: Manihot esculenta (cassava)
Lineage: Eukaryota; Viridiplantae; Streptophyta; Magnoliopsida; Malpighiales; Euphorbiaceae
Product: probable inactive leucine-rich repeat receptor-like protein kinase At3g03770
Exons: 7
Coding region: 231-2600 (789 amino acids)
Biological process (GO): protein phosphorylation
Molecular function (GO): ATP binding; protein binding; protein kinase activity
Source: RefSeq, a predicted model, not a curated record
CAUGUCCUGCAAGAGGGCAGGAUGAUGGUUCAUCUGGUAAUCAAAUAGUGGAUCCAGCAUUAUUGAACUGAGCCUUUCCCAGAAAAAAAGGUUUUCCCAUAAAAAAAAAAAGGGUUUUCCCAGAAUAUUCGAGAGAGAUUUUUCAAUAUUUCCCAGUGUCAUAUGGUGAAAGCCUCUUUAAACGCUUUGAAUCUAGUCAUCCAAUAAACAUUAUCUUAGACGCAGUUUCGAUGGAAAACCCAGUGCUACAUCCUUAUUAUCUUCUCUUCUUGCUGUUUUUUCUUAGUUUUGUUCAUCACUCAAGCCAGCAGCUACAGCCCUCCCAAUCUGAUUCCUUUGUGCUAAUCCAGCAGCUGCUUAACUACCCUUUACUUGUUAGCAACAGCAGCUCUAAUACCAACAAAGAUUUCUGCAAUAUCGAACCAACUCCAUCUCUAACUCUGGUUUGCUAUGAAGAUAACAUAACCCAGCUUCACAUUGUCGGAAACAAUGGGUUCCCUCCUCUGCCUCAAAAUUUCUCCACUGACGCUUUCUUUGCUUCUCUUGUUAAUUUAUCAAGCUUAAAGGUCCUGUCUCUGGUGUCUCUCGGCUUAUGGGGGCCGCUGCCGGCAACUAUUGGUCACUUAUCUUCACUGGAAAUACUUAAUGUAAGUUCAAACCACUUCAGUGGAGCCAUACCAGAGCAGCUUUCUUCUCUGAUGAGCCUCCAAACACUUGUGUUAGAUCAUAACAGCUUUACUGGUCAAGUUCCAGGUUGGUUGAGUUCACUUUCUCUUUUGGCUGUGUUGAGCUUGAAGAACAAUUCAUUUAGUGGUUCUCUGCCAAAUUCUAUGACUAGCAUGGAAAAUCUUCGAAUUUUAUCGGUUUCAAAGAAUAAUUUGUCAGGAGAAGUGCCUGAUUUUCAUAGCUUGACAAACCUUCAAGUUGUGGAUUUACAGGACAAUUAUUUUGGACCUCAUUUUCCAAAUCUGAACAACAGGUUACUGACUAUAAUCCUCAGAAACAAUAGCUUCCAAUUUGGCAUCCCUUCUGAGUUGGUCUCCUACUAUCAACUUCAAAGGCUUGACAUUUCCAUGAAUGGAUUUGUAGGACCUUUCGUUCCAUUAUUAUUGUCCCUCCCUUCUAUAAAUUACAUCAAUAUUUCACUGAACAAAUUCACAGGAAUGCUCUUUGAAAAUAUCUCCUGCAAUUCGGAUCUUUCAACUGUAGAUUUAUCCUCAAAUCUUUUGAGUGGAGACUUGCCUACCUGUCUUAAAUCUAGCUCCAAGUCCAGGGUGGUUAUGUAUGCUAGUAAUUGUUUGUCCUACGGAGAGCAAAAGCAACAUCCCUCUAAUUUCUGCCACAAUGAAGCACUAGCUGUGCAGCCUCAUGAUGAGGAGAAGCACAGGAUGCCUUAUGGUAAAUCAGUUCUUGCAUCGAGCAUUAUAGGAGGGACUAUUGGAGGAAUUACAAUUGUGGGUCUGGUUUUCUUGGUUGUCGGAAGAGGACAUAGUCUUAGGCAUAUUGUGAAAAAACCUAAAGCAAAGCUAAUUCUGGAGAAUGUGUCAACUGUAAACACAUUAAAGCUGAUUUCAGAUGCAAGAUACAUAUCACAAACAAUGAAACUGGGAGCUAGCCUUCCUGCUUACCGUGCCUUUGCUUUGGAGGAACUUAAGGAGGCAACAAAUAAUUUUGAUGACUCAAAUUUACUGGGUAAUGGUUCACAUCGUAAGAUUUACAGGGGAAAGCUUCGGGAUGGAAAUUUUGUAGCUAUUAGAAGCUUGAUAGUGAAGAAAAAGCACUGCCAACAGACCAUUACUCAUCACAUUGAGUUGAUCUCGAAACUCAGGCAUAGCAAUUUGGUCAGUGCUCUUGGACACUGCUUUGAUUGCUGUUCAGAUGAUUCAAGCAUCAACAGAAUCUUUCUGAUUUUCGAGUUUGUUCCAAAUGGGACACUAAGAGGCUACACCUCUGGGCUUUCAGGGAAAAAGAUGACUUGGAAACAAAGAAUAGGAGCUGCUAUUGGAGUAACAAAGGGUAUUCAGUUCCUGCAUACAGGGGUUGUCCCUGGUGUAUACUCUAACAAUCUGAAGAUAACAGAUGUUCUAUUGGAUUAUGAUCUUAAUGCAAAAAUCAGUAGUUAUAACCUGCCACUAUUAGCAGAUAGUAAAGGAAUGUCCUUUAAGGUGGGUGCUAUACUUUCAUCUCCAGGACCAAAACAAAGCAUUUCAACAAGCUCCACUGAAUGCAGGGAAAAUGAUGAUGGUGAUAAAGAUGUGUAUGACUUGGGAGUAAUCUUAGCUGAAAUCAUUGUUGGGAGACCACUCAUGUCCCUGGAUGAAGUAGCUGUAACAAAAGAUUUACUCCAAGUAAGCAUAGGAGUUGAUGAAAAAGCUCGAAGGAGCAUUGUAGAUCCAGCAGUUGGCAAGGAAUGUUCAGACGAAUCAUUAAAGAUAAUGAUGGAGUUAUGUGUUAGAUGUCUGGUAGACAAGCAAUCUGAUAGGCCAUCGGUUGAGGAUGUUCAGUGGAAGUUACAUUUUGCAGCUCAAGUUCAGGAAACUUGGAAGGGAGAUCACUCCCACAACACUCAAGAUUCAGACAUCUCAUGUUCCCAAGUUUAACAAUCUAGUUCAUAAUAAGUUUCAUGAAUUUGAUGUUGAUAUAUUCAUAUCUCUUCUACUUGCUAAUUAAAGUUUUAUGGUCACUCGAA